Molecule: messenger RNA, 6648 nt
Organism: Aedes albopictus (Asian tiger mosquito)
Lineage: Eukaryota; Metazoa; Arthropoda; Insecta; Diptera; Culicidae
Exons: 2
Coding region: 64-5976 (1970 amino acids)
Biological process (GO): DNA integration
Molecular function (GO): nucleic acid binding
Source: RefSeq, a predicted model, not a curated record
GAACUCGUUGGUGGAAGAUCCAACAUCUUAUAAUUUUCGUUUUAUGGUCAACUAGCCUCUAUCAUGUCGAACCGUGGUGAAUCAGAUACAGGUGCAAAGAAGAAAAAGGCUCCAAAAUCUAAAGGAAGCCGCGUAUCAAGUGAGCAGAAUGAAAAUAAUAACCCAGCAGUAGUGGUCACCAGCGAACCAGAUCCUAAUCAGUCAGCAGCGAAUAAAACUGUACCUGGGCGUUCAUGCAAGUCGUGCAAAGGACCGGAUUCAGGAGGAAUGGUACAGUGUGACGAUUGUGAUAAAUGGCAUCAUUUUACUUGCGUUGGGGUUUCCGAAGAGGUGGAAAAUCAAAACUGGAGUUGUCCGAAAUGCGUGUCCGCAAAAUGGAUCCAUCGAGAACGAUCCACCUCACCCAACCACCUUCAAAUAAAAGAUGCAAGAGAUCGUCCGAGUAAAUCCGACAAGCCAGCAGAUUCGGUUAACGAACCAAACCUGAUCAUAGAUGCUGCAUCAGGAAAGCCGUCGCUGAAAGGUUCCAGUAUUGGGAGUACUACAUCAUCUAGAAGAUCUUCAAGAACGCUGUUAAAGCUACAAAUGGAGAAACUGGAGGCAGAACGUAGAAUCGAGCGUGAAUUCCUGGACAAAAAGUUCGCCCUUCUGGAGGAAAUGGCCAGUGAGGGUUCUUCGUAUUCUUCAAGUGUCUCUUCAAGCAUGAACCGCGUACGGGACUGGGUAAAAAGUAACGAAGCGAAAGAAGAUUGUCCUGGUGGCUUGGUUUCGUUCGAACCCCAACGCAAUUCCACCCACUACCAACAGUCGUUACCCCCACCCAAUCCGAACUGUCUAUCUGCACAUCUGGAUCAGCUAACAAUUGGUCGUACGUUUUCGGUUAGAGGGAAUAGUCUCCGUCGCGAUGUAGAAUUGUCAGCUAAAUCGACCAUGCCAAACGACUACCGUCAGUCUUCAGCCGCUGUACCACCCGGACUGACUGGAAAUUGCAAUUUCCCGAGAGAGGCAGCUGGUAUACACUGCUCUGGAAAUCGUUCCCAUCAGAUGGACGAUGACCUAUGCCCGCUUAGCUCGAAACAAAUAGCGGCACGUCAAGCUAUAUCGAAAGAUCUUCCUGCUUUUUCUGGGAAAUCCGAAGAAUGGCCAAUAUUCUAUUCGACAUUCACUAACACUUCGGUGAUGUGUGGAUUCACAGACGCAGAGAAUGCGAUCAGACUACAAAAGUGCCUCACGGGAAGAGCGUACGAUGCUGUUAAAAGUCUGUUGAUGUAUCCGUCGAACGUGAGAAGAGUAAUAGCAACCCUCCAGAUGCGCUUCGGGCAGCCGGAAGCUGUUAUCCAUUCGCUAAUUGGGAAAAUCAAUGAACUGCCGAUGCUCAGAGAAGACAAAUUGGAGACAAUCAUGGACUUCGCGGUUGAGGUGCAGAAUUUCUGUUCGAUUUUGGAUGUCUGUGGUUUAGAGGAACACAUGUAUAACGUGUCUUUGCUUCAUCAGCUCGUUAGUCGACUCCCGCCAUCAAUUAAACUCGAUUGGGCCAGGUAUAGACAAACAUGUCCUAAAGUCAAUUUAGCCACAUUUGGCAACUGGAUGUACUCCCUGGCGGAAGCAGCAAGUACGGUGACCAUUCCAGGAAUACAAGAACCUAAAGCAGUGCGCAAUGACUCCCGUUCAUCAAAGAAAGGACCCGGUUUCCUCAAUGCUCACCUAGAAUCAGGAACGUCAGACUCCUACUCCCAAACGGAUAACUGUGGAAAAAACAGCGACAAAUGCCCCGUGUGUAAUGCUAACUGCACAAGCGUGGACAAGUGUAGACAGUUCUUGGAAAUGCCACGUGAGUCACGAUGGAUCGUAGUGAGAAACUGCAGUUUGUGUCGACGAUGCCUCCGCAAACACUAUGGUGAUUGUCAAACGAAGGUUUGCGGUAAGGAUGGGUGCUCUUUUAAGCACCACGAGCUUCUCCACAAAGAACAAAAACUCAAAGGAGAAAAGGUGUUUGACCAUAGUGAAUCGAAUCCAGAACAAACUUCUGCACGUCAUGGGUGUAACACGCACGGUUCCAAUUCCAGUGCUGUCUUAUUUCGCUAUCUACCAGUGGUCAUCUACGGCGACAGAGGUUCAAUUUGCACAUUUGCCUUCCUCGACGAUGGAUCGGAGUUGACUCUUCUAGAUCAAGACUUAGCCGACGAACUUGGGCUUGAGGGAGUGGAACACCCUUUAAGUCUUCGCUGGACGGGGGGAACCGAGCGCUUCGAAAAACAUUCACGUGUCAUCAAUGUGUCAAUUGCGGGUCAACAUGACGGAGCGAGGAAGUUCAAUCUGGAUGCGGUACGAACGGUGAAGGAGCUACAACUUCCGUAUCAAACACUGGACAUGGAUGAAAUGAGACGACAAUAUCCGCAUCUUCGAAGCGUGCCUAUUGAAUCAUAUGAACGAGUACGACCGAGAAUUCUCAUAGGCAUGAAACACAUUCAUGUGAGCUUGGUCUUAAAAGGCCUAGAAGGAAAACUGGACGAACCUAUCGCAACAAAAACGAGGCUCGGUUGGACCGUAUGCGGUGUGAGUUGCGAAAAUACUGCGUCAAGCUUGGUGCACUUCUCCUACCAUGUAAAAUCAAACGAAACGAGCGAUGAAGAUUUGCACCAGACAAUGAAGGAGUAUUUUGCUCUUGACAGUCUUGGAGUAAUGAAACCGAGUCAAGCACUUCUGUCAUCCGACGAUCAGAGAGCCUGUAAACUAUUGGAGUCCUCUACAGUCUAUAACGGAAACAGGUAUGAAACUGGACUUCUGUGGCGGAACGACAACAUUCGACUUCCCGAUAGCCGACCAAUGGCUAUUCGUCGACAUCAUCAUCUGCAGAAACGAAUGCAAAGUGAGCCUACGCUAGCAAAAGCCCUUAACGAAAAGAUACACGAUUAUCUUCAGAAAGGUUAUAUACGGAGGUUACAACCACACGAAGAAAACCUGCAUGUGAAGCGCUCCUGGUACUUACCCAUCUUUCCAGUCGUGAAUCCCAACAAACCCGGCAAAAUACGAAUUGUGUGGGACGCAGCAGCUACAACCCAUGGAGUGUCUUUAAAUUCUGCACUUCUGAAAGGGCCUGAUCAAACUUGCUCACUUUUAGCUAUCCUGCUCCAGUUCAGAAUGCAUAGGAUUGGGCUAACUGGAGAUAUACGCGAGAUGUAUCAUCAGGUACAAAUUCGCAGAGAAGAUAGACCAUGCCAGCGAUUCUUUUGGACCGACGAAUCUGGAUCGACAAUUGUGUACGAGAUGUGCGUAAUGACGUUUGGUGCUUCUUGCUCCCCGUGUAGUGCCCAAUACGUAAAAAACAUUAACGCUGAGCGGUACGCUAGUGAAUAUCCACAAGCAGCAGAAGUUAUCAUAAAGAAGCAUUAUGUGGAUGAUAUGCUAGUAAGCGUAGAAUCCGAAGAGACAGCGAUCCAGCUUGCACAGGAAGUAAAACACGUGCACGCUCAAGGUGGCUUUGAAAUCCGCAACUGGAUUUCCAAUUCCCGAGCGGUAAUUGAAGGCUUAGGACAACCUGAAACAACAACAAAAAAUCUAGAUCUGUGCUCCGCAAUUUCGACAGAGAAAGUAUUGGGCUUGUGGUGGUGUACAGAAUCGGAUACGUUUACGUACAAGGUCGGAUGGACAAGAUAUGACGAUGAUCUUCUGAAAGGACAACGCCCCCCGACAAAACGAGAAGUGUUGCGGGUAUUAAUGACAAUCUUUGACCCCCUUGGGCUCAUCGCUCAUUUCCUCGUAUAUCUCAAGAUUCUGCUGCAAGAGAUUUGGCGCUCAGGUGUACAAUGGGAUGACAAGAUUAGCAACGAUUUGUACGUUAAAUGGAAAGUAUGGCUUCGAGUGCUACCAGACGUCGAGCAUGUUCAAAUCCCUCGGUGUUACCAUAUUAGUUCCGCUACUGUCUAUGAUGUGGAACUUCAUACGUUCGUCGACGCAAGUGAAAAUGCAUUUGCCGCAGUAUCCUACGUUCGUUUUUCGUCUGGCGAUCAAAUAGAGUGCUCCCUAGUCGCAGCUAAAACACGUGUUGCCCCACUGAAGUUCCAGUCUAUUCCCAGACUAGAACUACAAGCUGCCAUUUUGGGUGUCCGUCUGGCUCAAACCGUCGUUGACUCCUUGUCGACACGGUUUAAAAGACGAAUCUACUGGACUGACUCAAGAGACGUCCUAUGUUGGAUCAAUUCUGAUCACCGCCGUUUCACCCAAUUUGUAGCACAUCGUGUUAGUGAAAUUCUCGACGCUACAGAAGCAAGCAGUUGGCGAUGGGUCCCGACGAAAAUGAAUGUUGCAGACGAUGCUACAAAAUGGGAGUCGCAAGCAGACCUGUCAAACGAGAGUAGAUGGUUUAACGGACCAUCGUUUCUGUGGGAAGAUGAAGUUGAAUGGCCAACACAACCGACAAGCAGCACGUCCACUAAGGAAGAACUUCGCUCCAGUAUGGUAUGUCACCUAUCAGCAUCAACACCGUUACUAACGUGCGAGAACUUUUCAUCGUGGAACAGGCUAGUGCGCGUGGUCGGCUUCGUCUACCGUUUCGCCAACAACUGUCGUAGCUGCAAUCCAAGUUUUCCAAAACGGAAAGGACCUCUCUGUUUGGAAGAAAUACGUAAGGCUGAGCAGUUCUGGUUCCGGCAAAUACAGCGUGAAGCGUUCACCGAAGAAGUAGAUGCCCUAUCUAAUCAAAAAGAAGUAUCAAGGAGUAGCUCAAUUUUCAAGCUGAGCCCGUGGCUAGAUAGUCACGGAGUGCUUCGAAUGCGAGGAAGGACAUCUCAUUGUGCAUUUAUCACAGAAGAAGCAAAAAAUCCGAUCCUUCUGCCUCGUGAUCACCACGUAACUAUGUUGAUUAUCUCCUACGUUCAUAACAAAUUUCAUCACCAUAAUCACGAAACAGUUGUGAACGAGCUACGUCAGAGGUAUUGGAUACCACGUAUCCGUGUUUGCUACGCCAAAGUUCGGCGAAAUUGUCAACGCUGCAAAAACGAACAUGCUGCUCCGUCUGCCCCAAUAAUGGCAGAUCUCCCUCCAGCUAGGCUGGCUGCAUAUGCAAGGCCUUUUACACACGUAGGAAUAGACUACUUCGGGCCUAUGGAGGUAGCAAUCGGAAGAAGAGUCGAAAAACGUUGGACGAUGCUGGCAACAUGUAUGACCACACGCGCUGUACACAUUGAGAUUGUGCAUUCCCUUAGUACAAAUUCAUGUGUCAUGGCUAUCCGUAACAUGAUUGCUCGGCGUGGAAUACCUCGCCGGAUAUAUUGUGACCGAGGAACUAAUUUCAUUGGCACUUGUAGAGAACUGGGACGAGUAGCAGAGUUGCAAAAUCUCGAAGCCAUCAUGAGCGAGUUUGGCAGUGCCGAAAUAGAAUGGUCCUUCAACCCGCCAUCAUCACCUCACAUGGGUGGGAGCUGGGAGCGGUUGAUUCGCAGUGUGAAGGAUAAUUUGAAAUCAUUGAAUCUGCCUCGUCGCCCAUCUGACGAGGUACUUCGAAACGCAUUAACGGAAAUCGAAAACACGUUAAAUUCAAGACCUCUCACGCACGUGCCCAUCGAGGAUCACGCUGCCCCCGCUCUCACUCCCAACCAUAUACUCCUAGGAAGUUCCAACGGCAUCAAACCACUUUCUACCAUCGACGAUAGUAAUGCAGCUGUGCGCCAGUGCUGGCGGACAUCGCAAGUAAUAGCUAAUCAAUUCUGGAAACGUUGGCUGUCGGAUUAUUUACCGGAAAUAACACAAAGAGCUAAAUGGCAUACGAGUUGCGGACCGCCAAUAAGGAUUGGCGAUGUAGUUAUUAUAGUCGACCCGAAGCUGCCACGAAACUGCUGGCCAAAAGGGAAAGUGAUUGAUACGCGUAACAGCAAAGAUGGAGUAAUCAGAUCUGCCACCGUCCGGACGACCCAUGGUGUAUACGAACGACCUGUGGUUAAACUAGCGGUGUUGGAUGUUCUGCGCGACGAAGAGUAAGUUGGCCUAGUGGCCAACGUACCCGGGGGGAGUGUUGGCAGACCCCUGCUGCCAGCGCGCACCUACUUCGUAUCAACCGUGGAUCUACGCACACCAACAGAAGGAUCGAUAGUAACUCAUAGGCGUCAGGUAUCAUAGCUGUCAAACCGUAAGUAAACAGAGAACAUAAGGAGUACCGCAUGCUUCGCUAAGAAUUCUUGCCGUUAUUUAAACAAACAUUUACAGUUAAUUUGUAGUUUUAUUGAUUAUAAUAUUGCCUGAUAUAUAUUGAACUACUUACAAAAUUAGGUAAUAUAAGUGAACUAAAUAAUUUGACAAUAUUCCAUAAUAAUUAUUACUUUGCUCGUGCGAUAGGUGAUCUGAUGUAAAUAUCCGCUAUAACCUGAAAAACUUAAUAUCUACAGAUUGUUCUAAAACGUUAAGCUAACGACCACAACGAGGCUACACUAGGCGAACAUUCAAGGGACUAAAACGUAAGUUCAAAGUUAUUAUAAGCUGUAUGUACCUAUAUUACGAUGAAUUACUCAGAUGUAAAAUUGAACUAUCAAGUGAAUUUGCUGUGUAUCAUGAAGCAUUAACUUCUAUUACAUAAAAUUACUGUUUCCCAUUAGGAAAAUUAUAACUAUCCGCUCCAACAACACUCAGCUAUUGUGUUUUAUUACGGUGGUUAUA